Messenger RNA from Racocetra persica, 191 nucleotides. The record is from the annotation of a GenBank genome assembly. Lineage: Eukaryota; Fungi; Glomeromycota; Glomeromycetes; Diversisporales; Gigasporaceae.
AUUCCGGAAGUUUGGCUAAUUCUCCUCCUAGACAAGGACCACAAAAACCAGCGGCGAGGCAAAAACGUCGAUGUCGACAAUACCUUAAUCAGCCCCAAAGUAAAAGCCCAACUAGGAAAAUUAAUAGUCCACUCAGGAUGAGAAAAACCAGAAAAACACUCUUGGGAUUUUGUUCAAUUAAAUUUUUAUAG